GAAAAAAAUAUUUGUACUACAAGCGGGAUUACUGGAAAAGAAAAGAUGUAAAUGAGCCGAGACUAUAUCAAUCGAAGCUAGACAUGGUUUUACUAGAAUUUGCCGUAAUAGUAAUACAGUCUGGUGACUAGGCUCACUGCCACUCACACUACUUGACUAGUAUAGCAGAUAAAGAUCUAUCCAAAAAAAAUCAAGUUCAACACAACUUAAGCAAACCACCCAAUUCUCUUUACUCUGCCAUUGAUUAUCAACUAACUACACUCUACAUAGUUGCAGAAUGGAGACUCUUUCCAGAGGAAGUUGCCCAGUUUUUAUGAACAUCUUCUUUUUUGCCAGAAAUUCAAUUGCAAAUUCAAAUCAAAGUAGCAGUAUAUUGUUUCCCAAAUCAUCUUCACUCAGAAAUCCCACUGUUUCUGUCCUUAAAUCCCCUUCUCAAGCAAGUGAACGUGCUGAUGAAGAUGUUUUGCGAGAAUUUUUCAGGGAAAGACAGUUGAAGGGAGAUAUUAUAACAAAAUACUCUGAUAGAUUUUUUCAGAAAGAGGUAAUGAGAGUCAUUGAUGAUGAAGUUGCUGAUGCAGAUUAUAGCUCUCAACCAAAUGCAGAGGCCUUGACUGAUGAGCCUGACGCAGGGUUUCUAAAAUUGACAACAACUCAAGAAUGGUUGAUGGGUGAAACUUCUGCACCAAUCAAUAGGAAGCCAACCAAUAAGGAAUUACAGGAUGAUAGGGAAAGAAGAAGGAGGCUCAACUUUCUAAAUUAUGAAGCUCUUAAGAGGGAAUUGCAGUUCAUGACUCUGGGGAUUGGAGCCGCCUGUACUGGGUAUUGCUUAUUCAUAUUCUCAAUCCAGGCAGCAGUGAGUUAUGCUUCAGGAGUUGGAUUUAGUUUCUUGUAUCUGCAACUGUUGUAUCAGCAUGCGGACAACAUAUCACAGGAUUCAGUUCCACAAAUUUUCCGGCAAAAGAAAACAAAGAAAAUUGGAAUACGAAGUGAGGAUCUGAAAGAUUCACUAGAAAAAUCAGUCAAGGGAAGUGGGAUUGCUCUUUCGUCUCCAAGACUUGUAAUCCCUGCAGCAAUAUAUGGAUUAUGGGUCCUGCUUCACCAGAACUUUGCUACUGAUCUCUUUGAUUUCCAGAUUGUGCCUGCUAUGUUGGGAUUAUUUGCUUACAAAGCUGCCGCGCUCGUUCAAGUUUAUAGAGAUAAUGAAGACUUACAAUUCAUCUUUCCAGAUACUGAGGAAAGCUCAGGUGUCUGAAACUCAUGUCUUGCUUCAAACAUAGAACAUUUUACCUUCCCCAGUUCAGAAAGCUAUUGUUAAUACUGAAACUGAAAUUUUGGUGCUGGAGGCUGGAGCACACUUUUUCUUGGUAAAAAAUUCUAUAUAUGUAUGAGUUGGUUUGAUCUGUAUGUAUUGUAGGAUACUAGGAGGCAUAUGUAGUACAGAGAUCCAACUUUCUGCCUUUGUAGGUACUAUAGCAGGUGAUAAUAUAUUUGUUGUACCCUUUCCGUUGGAGCUAUGCCAUUAGUAAGCCAUCCUCGCUACAUUUUUUUUUCUUUGAAUUUGGACUAGUGUCCGUCCUCCUAAACUUCUCUCUACUUUUUCACCUUUUUUUAAUCUUCGUGAAGUUUCUCAUGUACAGAUUAAUCAUGGAGUUAUGAGUAAUGUAAAAAUGAAAGGAUUGUUAGCAAAGGCGACAGUUGAUCUAGAUCAGGCUUCUUUUGAACCAGAUUUGUUUAUAAAACAAAAGAUAAAAGUUGUGCUGUAAAAUUUGUUAAACAAUUUUAGUCUACUG
Molecule: messenger RNA, 1790 nt
Organism: Chenopodium quinoa (quinoa)
Lineage: Eukaryota; Viridiplantae; Streptophyta; Magnoliopsida; Caryophyllales; Amaranthaceae
Exons: 9
Coding region: 278-1252 (324 amino acids)
Source: RefSeq, a predicted model, not a curated record